UCAACACCUGGGGAGGAAGCUCUCUGGUCUUCCCUGCAACUUUUUAGGUACACUCUACUUGAAGUGGUUGUGGUUUCGGGGAUGAGUUCCCAGAAGGGCAACGUGGCUCGUUCCAGGCCUCAGAAGCAUCAGAAUACAUUUAGCUUCAGAAAUGACAAGUUCGAUAAGAGUGCCCAGACCAAGAAAAUUAACCAAAAACUUCACGAUGGAGUAUGUCAGCGCUGUAAAGAAGUUCUUGAAUGGCGUGUAAAAUACAACAAAUACAAACCAUUAUCAAAACCUAAAAAAUGUGUUAAAUGUUUACAAAAGACAGUGAAGGAUUCUUACCACAUAAUGUGUAGACCAUGUGCCUCUGAGCUUGAAGUUUGUGCAAAAUGUGGAAAGAAAGAAGACAUUGUUAUUCCGUUUAAUAAAGAUCCAGAAAAGACUGAAAAUAAUGAAAGUUACAAACAUACAAGAAACUGCAAAAGCCGUGAAGAAAGUGAUGCUGAUUUAGAUUUUGAUAUUUAUUUAGAUGAUACAGAUAAUAAUCAAGUGGAUUAAUGACUCAAGUUAAAGAAUGUGAAAUUUUGACCAACUUUUGCCUUUGAGGGGCUCACAAAAAAUAUUGUGAAAUCCUAAUGAGGAAAUAAGAAAAACUAUAGAAAAUACAUAAAAUAUAUGUAAGAACAAUAUAAACUGUGUAAAAUAUUUGAAUAAUUAUCAAACAUUAUAAAGCUUUCAUCCAGAGUUUUUUAUAACAAAUUUUUUAGGUUGUAUAAAUUAGAAUAAUAUCUGCCAAAAUACAUAUUGUGGUAUCCUGUUGUAGGUCAUGAGAAUUAUUUAAAAGAAUAUAUUACCGGGGCUGGGGAUGUGGCUCAAGCGGUAGCGCACUCGCCUGGCAUGC
Marmota flaviventris (yellow-bellied marmot) is the source of this 886-nucleotide messenger RNA. RefSeq names its product chromosome 13 C9orf85 homolog (gene C13H9orf85). NCBI's taxonomy places the organism in Eukaryota, Metazoa, Chordata, Mammalia, Rodentia, Sciuridae. The record is from RefSeq and is a predicted model, not a curated record.